Messenger RNA from Arabidopsis lyrata subsp. lyrata, 849 nucleotides. RefSeq lists its product as uncharacterized. The transcript has a single exon. Lineage: Eukaryota; Viridiplantae; Streptophyta; Magnoliopsida; Brassicales; Brassicaceae. Gene Ontology annotation, molecular function: nucleic acid binding; zinc ion binding. The record is from RefSeq and is a predicted model, not a curated record. Bases 1 to 849 code for a protein of 282 amino acids.
AUGGAGACUAUAAAAGAGACUAAUACUUCGACGGCCCAAGAAAAGGCAAAAUCGGUGAUCUUCCUUAGAAGACACCUGGAUGAAAGUGUCAUAUAUGACUAUGCACACAUGAGAGAUCCUAAAGAACUCUGGAAGUCCUUGAAAGAUCGUUUCGAUCACCAAAGGGACAUCACUCUCCCACUUGCCCGGGAUGAAUGGCAAAGUCUGAGGUUCCAAGACUUUGACAAGGUAAUGAACUACAAUUCUGCCAUGUUGGGAAUUGUAGCCAAACUGAGAUAUUGUGGUGAAACCAUAACUGAAUCUCAGAUGCUUGAGAAAACGUACACCACGUUUCAAAAGAACCAUAUUACCUUGCAACAACAUUAUAGGUUACGUGGAUACACCAAAUUCUCAGAUUUGAUUGUGGCGCUCCUAAUAGCUGAAAAGAAUAAUGAGCUCCUCAUCAAGAAUCACAUGUCCCGACCCACCAGAUCAAAAGCAUUCCCUGAGAUUAAUGCAUUGGAUGUUAAAAAUCCGGUAAGAGAAAACAAAACAUUUUGGGGACGUGGUCGCCGAAACUAUCGCGGACGUGGAAGAACGUCAUACCAAUGGAUUCGUCCUGAUUCAAAAGGAAAAGAAAUCCAAGCAAAUACACCCCAAAAACGUGAGAGUGCUUGUUUCAGAUGUGGCACUGAGGGACAUUGGUCUCAGGUAUGUCGGACUCCUGCGCACCUUUGUGCUCUGUACAAAGAAUCCACUAAGGGAAAAGAAAAGGAAGUGAACCUCGCGGAACAUUCUGAGGGUACAACCCACCUUGAUGCUUCUGACUUUGAAAACGAUUUCGAUGAGGCUACCCCCGUUGAAAACUGA